CCAGUGAGGAGAAUGUGCUUGCCCUCUAGUCAGUAGGAACUUCUUACAUGUUGUUAAUUGAAAGAGAAGGGAGUUCUGUUAAUGGCAGAGGUUAACUAUGAAGAAUUUCAGUGCAUACUGAUCUGAUAAUUUAAUAUGAUCUCAGACUUAUCCAAGGAAUCUUAGAGUGACUGACAAGUAAGAGAAAUCCAAAGUAGGAAUUAUCUGUAGGAGUGAAGGAGUUAACUGAGUGUGUAAACUUUAUCUUUUGUCCCAUGGACUUGUGGUUUGCUUAUGGAAGCUUCAGUAAAUGAUUGUUAGAAACCUGUCAUUAUUAGUUGUUGCUAUUUGCUGCUUUAAAAGCCUAGUGAUUUCCCUGCAAAGCAGGCAGCAUCUUCUGUCCUUUCCUCAUUUCUGAUCUACUCUGGCUACCAAAGGAGCUAUCAGCUCAACAACCAUGAAUGGUGGUGACUACAGCAACAUUCAUGACACAAUCGAAAAAGAGAGGAUGUAUGAGGUGCCAGACCGACCAGAAGAAAAUGAAGGUCCUUUUUAUGAUGAGGUCCAGGAAGACCUAGGACCAGAAAAUCAUCUGUAUGCCACAAGGCUGGGAACCCUUGGGAAUGAUCCAGUGUCAGUCCAUGUCAACGGGAGCGAAGACCACAACUUCACCUCUCCCCAGCUAAAAGCAGAAGGCUGCCUAAAGCCUGAUGAGGUGGACCAUGAGGUUCCAGAUUCUCAAUCAGAUGAACCCCAGGACCACAGGGACAUCACAAUGGAAGGACCACAUUUGCCAGCCUGGGACCAGGUAGGCUACCCAGAGGAGCCAUUGGCGAAUGGAAUCCUGAUGAAGGAAGACCCGGCUUCCCCCUCAAACUUCUCCAUCCAGCACAGCAGGGCUUUCUCCACAAGCAAGGGGCCCUCUGCCUACUAUGCUGAUGCCAACAAUUUGAAAGAAGAUGAAGCAACUUCCACGGAUCCCGAGAUCUAUCUUUUUGUGAAGGCUGGAAUCGACGGGGAGAGCAUUGGCAACUGUCCCUUCUCUCAGCGUCUCUUUAUGAUCCUUUGGCUGAAAGGAGUCGUGUUCAACGUCACCACUGUGGACCUGAAAAGAAAGCCAGCUGACCUGCACAACCUCGCCCCCGGGACCCAUCCACCCUUCCUGACCUUCAAUGGGGAUGUGAAGACAGAUGUUAACAAGAUCGAGGAGUUCCUGGAGGAGACCUUAACCCCUGAGAAGUACCCUAGGCUGGCUGCAAAACACCGAGAAUCCAACACAGCAGGCAUUGACAUUUUCUCCAAGUUCUCUGCCUACAUCAAAAACACCAAGCAGCAGAACAAUGCUGCCCUUGAGAGAGGCCUGACCAAAGCACUGAAGAAACUGGAUGACUACCUGAACACGCCUCUGCCAGAGGAGAUCGACGCCAACAUGCGUGGGGAUGAAGACAAGGGGUCCCGACGCAAGUUCCUAGAUGGAGAUGAGCUGACCCUGGCUGACUGCAAUCUGCUGCCCAAACUCCAUGUGGUCAAGAUUGUGGCCAAGAAAUACCGCAACUAUGACCUCCCAGCUGAGAUGACAGGCCUGUGGCGGUACCUGAAAAAUGCCUACGCCCGGGACGAGUUCACCAACACCUGUGCAGCUGACACUGAGAUUGAGCUGGCCUAUGCAGAUGUCGCCAAGCGCCUCAGCCGAUCCUGAACACCACCCAGCUCUGUCCCUGCUGCAGAAGAACUCAACUGCCCCCAAAGGACUCCAGCUCCAAGGCCCCGCUUCCUCGUUGCCUCAGAAAACCUUGUAUUUUUCUCUUUGCAUCAGGCUUCAUCUUGAUGACCUCACCCAUACUCCAGCACAUGAUCUUUUAAGAAACCCAGCACCCAUCCCUUGCCUUAUCAUUCAGGAGUCUGGCAAGCAGAAAGGACAGGAGCUGGCAGCUACUAAACCUGCUGGUUUGAUUCGGGUUUUCUGUAUUGGGGUGCAGUGUUAGGGAUUGUCACUAGCCCCUUCUGCCAAUAUCAAAAUAUCAUCUCAGAUGCUUUAGAAAUGUGCAACACCAACUCCUCUGCCACCCUCCUCUUUGUCGGUCAUCGCAUGGCCAAGGACAAAUGUCCUCUUAGUUCUUAUUAGAAAAAGAUUCCUGCCUUACUAAAGAAGACAGAGUGAAUGAAGGACUGAGUUGGCCGAUAAGGAUGUCCAGGAAGCAUAUCUUCAGUCACUCCCUACUUCUGCCACUCCUGUCAUUGGGCACUGAAGCUGAGAUUGGCACCCUGUCCACUUGUUGGACUGCUGAGAAAGCUGAAAUGCUGUUAUGUACCUGGCCAAUGCUGACCUUGGCAUUUAUGCUGGUCAGGCCAUGCCAGAACAUAAAUAGACAGGCAGUUCUAACCUGGGGUGACUGGGAAGGGGAGAUGAGGGGAGCAAUGUUGAUGCCAAAAGGCCCACAGGGUCUAUCAGCCAUGGAGUUUGCUUGUUUAGGAGUAGUGUGAUUGGGGAUUAUACCCCUGACUUUGACUGUGUGUGGUCAUGAGUGGUUUCUAGUCUAGGAGAAAGCAGGUGGGGGGUGAGGAGAAAGAUGGGUGAAAACAAAUGGUUUCUUUAUAAAAUUUCUUGUUCCCCGGUAAGCUUUCAGGUAGUUCUUUUCUUUCAUGAUCUAACUAAAUCUUGGACCAAUGGUAUGAUUUAACUACCAGUCUUACUACAAAGCCCCAACAAUUGGCCAAAAAUAGCUUCUCAAUGUCUCAUAGUUGCUUCUGGAUAUGAGUCUGCGGAUUGGGUACUCUCAGGGCUUCCCCUGGCUGACCCAGCUGCAGAUAUUGAUGGCAGAGACACAGUAGGCAAAUGGCACAGUCAUGGCACACCUGAGGAAGAAAGUCCAGGGGACUAUCUGACUGGGAAACCAUGUGGUUGAAC
Molecule: messenger RNA, 2887 nt
Organism: Ochotona curzoniae (black-lipped pika)
Lineage: Eukaryota; Metazoa; Chordata; Mammalia; Lagomorpha; Ochotonidae
Gene: CLIC5
Product: chloride intracellular channel 5
Exons: 6
Coding region: 437-1678 (413 amino acids)
Source: RefSeq, a predicted model, not a curated record